CAAUUGUAUUGGAAGCCGCCAAAAAAAAAACGGAGAAAAUAUCUCAUCAUCUCUCUACCUUCCUCUAUAUCUAAUGGCUAUUAAGCUUUUGUAUUGUGUAAUCUUAGGCAUGUUUUUGUUAUUUACGAUGUCACGAGUUUGGUGGAAAACCACGAACGGACCACAAGCAGUUUACAUGCGAAAAGAAUGGUUAGAAAAGCUUUUCGAAUCUGGAUUUGCAUGUCUUCGCGUUGGAUUCCAUAACGAUCAAAAAUACUUUAGAUCUUAUUUUCUUCAAUAGAUAAUAACUAGUACACAUGUAUAGUUCUCAAUGCCACGUUUAAAUUAAAAUAAAUCAACAGACCGUGUGUACAUUGUGGUGAGUCUGGUGACAAGUAUUUAUUUUAAAGUAUGUUCUCUUAUGUUCUGGUUAAAUUGGGCUUCUUCCAAAUGAAGACAUUCAUGCGUCAAUUAUGGUGGAUUCGGGCCAGACACAUAAGUCCAAUACCUUGGAGCAGAAGAAUAUAUACAAGAGACUGCAUUAGAAAUAUCUUAGAAGUUUAAAAAUAAUUACUUAAAUCUAUUUUUAAUUAAUAAAGUUUCUUCAAAAACAAAGAUUCAAACUAGGAGUAUAUGUGUUUCG
Thlaspi arvense is the source of this 622-nucleotide messenger RNA. Lineage: Eukaryota; Viridiplantae; Streptophyta; Magnoliopsida; Brassicales; Brassicaceae. The record is from the annotation of a GenBank genome assembly.